AUGAAAAAUGAAAUGUUCGAGUUUACACGUUCCUUAAAUUCUACAUCUGAGGACAUCCAUGAUUUUCGUAAAGAAAUCAAUGACCUUAAAAACCAAGUAAAAGAACUCGAGCACUUCAAAAAGGAAGCCAAUGACCUCCGACUCGAAGUCGCCGAGCUGCGUCUUGAACUUUCAUCACAGCAGCAGCGUCAAUUCUUGCGGGACAUCGAAAUCACAGGAAUCACCGAACAUAAACAAGAAAAUCUUAUACACACUAUGUCCAUACUAUCAACAAAACUUGGAGUGGAACUGGGACCUCAUGACAUUGACGACGUAAGACGGGUCGGUAAACGUGACACUACCGAUAACGUUGAGAAUUCAAUGCGAACCCCGCGCCCUGUGGUGGUGACCCUGACACGGCGCGCGCCCCGGGACCAACUACUGCGCGCCGCGCGCGUCCGCCGAGGCGUCACCACCGAAAAAAUUGAAGUACCAGGAAACCCACGACAAGUCUUUAUAAAUGAACAUCUCACGAAGGAAAAUAGAAUUCUAUUCAGCAAGGCACGUACCACCGGUAAGGAGCUCAAGUUUAAAUAUGUUUGGACAUCAAAUGGGAACAUCUUCAUGAGAAGGUCUGAGACUAGCACUGUAGUUCGUAUCACCUCAGAAGCGGUGCUUAACAAGCUCAGGGGAGAUUGUGAUGGCCGUGGCAUACCCUGUUCCCCGCAGCGCUCCUAA
Molecule: messenger RNA, 717 nt
Organism: Manduca sexta (tobacco hornworm)
Lineage: Eukaryota; Metazoa; Arthropoda; Insecta; Lepidoptera; Sphingidae
Exons: 1
Coding region: 1-717 (238 amino acids)
Source: RefSeq, a predicted model, not a curated record